Molecule: messenger RNA, 2475 nt
Organism: Schistocerca cancellata (South American locust)
Lineage: Eukaryota; Metazoa; Arthropoda; Insecta; Orthoptera; Acrididae
Product: retinol-binding protein pinta-like
Exons: 7
Coding region: 66-992 (308 amino acids)
Cellular component (GO): membrane
Molecular function (GO): phosphatidylinositol bisphosphate binding
Source: RefSeq, a predicted model, not a curated record
UGGUUCUGGUCAGUGAAGAAGCUGAUCAGAAUACACCAAAGCGCCAAAAAAACUGGAUACCGGCGAUGAGUGACAGCUACAGCUUCGUCUCUCCGACGCGUGAGCAGGUGGAAAUCAUCAGACAGCAACUGGGGACACACGAGGAAGACAUCAAGAGGACCAUAGCGUCACUGAGAGCUUGGCUCAAGACGCAACCGCAUCUGCCCGACGAGAUAGACGAUGCUCAAAUCGAAAGGAUGUACAUUCAGUGCAAGUGCAGCACAGAGAGGGUUAAGAAAGGGCUCGACGCCUACUUCUCGUUGAGGACCAGGUAUCCAGAGAUGAUGACCCGAGACCCUACGGGACAAGACGUGGUGCGCACCAUGGAACACAUGAAGGUGGUGUUGAUGCCUCGCCUCACGAAGGAGCUGUACCGCGUGCACGUCUACUCACACAUCGACCCAGACCCUCAGUGGGUCCUGUGGGUCGAUUACGGAAAGGUCGCCUCCAUAUGCUUCGAUAUGAUGUUGUUUGAUGACUACUCGCUCGGAGACGUUUUCAUCAUUGACUUGAAGAACGUGACUAUCGCACACCUGCUCCGCACCGAUAUCAAUGUCAUACGAGCUAUGGAAUUCGCCCACAAGACUGCUUUCUGCCGGAGGUUGAAAGGAAUCCAUCUGGUAAACGCUGAUAAAGUGACUGAUUUCGCAAUGAAAAUUGUGAAGUUAGGGCUUUCCGAGAAGUUACAGCAGAGGGUACAUGUCCAUCUGCCAGGAUCAACGACGCUGUUUGACCACGUGUCUAAAGAGUACCUGCCAGAUGAACUAGGAGGUACUGCAGGUCCUACCGACAAACUUGCCUAUGAAUUCAUCAGGAGGGCGGAGAAGAAGAGAGGCUGGUUCUUGGAGCAGGACCGCUACACCUCGGACGAGAGCAAGAGGCCACCGGACAACCACUACGCCGACGACUUGUUCGGAGUGUCGGGAUCCUUCAAGAAGCUCUCAGUAGACUGACGCCGUUACAGUUAAUUUAGUAGACUCUGUUUCUUGGUGACAGAAAAUUGUGAUACACGCAGAGAACCCGAUACCCAUCGGCAAAAUUUCAGAGUUUGUUUCUUAUAUUUUCCGAAUAAUCCACUGUAUUGAACCCAUGAUCUCCCUUGGUUCGUUUAAUUGUAUUUCCUUUGAUGCUUUCUUGCUGUUUUGGUCUUUAGUUCGAAGGCUGGUUUGAUAGAGCUCUCCACACUAGUGUAUGUUGUGUAAACCUCUCCACCUUUCCAUACCUACAGCAACCUAUGUCCAUCUCAACACUUCCUUCAAUUACAAAAUCGACGAUCCCUUGAUACCUCUGACUGUAUCAUUUCAACCGAGCCCUUCUUUUACUUUAAUUCUGCUCUUCGAUAAUUAUUCGUCCUACCCACCAAACCUACAGCAUUCUUCUGUAACACCACACUGCAGACACUUCUUUUCUCUUCUUGUCUGAACAUUUAAACCUUCACAUUUGAAAUGCGUACAAGACUACACUCCAGACAAAUUCAUUCAGAAAAGACAUCCUAAAAAGGAACUUUAUAUUCAUUGUUAACAAAUUUAUCUUUUUCGUAAAUGCUUCCCCUGAAACUGUCAGUCGCAAUUUUAUAUUCUCAGUACUUCGACCAUCGACAGCUAGUUUACUGCGCAAAUAGCAAAACGCAUCUACUGCUUUCAGUUUCGUUUCCUAAUAUAAUCCCCUACGUAUCACCUGAUUUAAUUCCCUGACCAUUAAUUCCCGUUACAAGUAUCUCCACGACUAACUUUACUGCCUUAAUCUCCAGACUGCAUUAUAUCUGUGAUAGUUUACAACCCUGUAUCACUCUCUCCUAAACUACCGCUAUCUCUUCGUGGUGUUAGUCUCUUAUAACUGCAGUCUGGUUUCUGCACAAGCUCUUCAUGUUUCGCUACCUGCAUUCAAUUCCAUCUGCCUUCACAAUUUCUUAGCCACGCUAUCAAUUUUUUUCUCUAAAUGUAUAAACGCUAUAAAAGUGGUUUGUCUUUAUGCAGUCUAUCAUCUAAGAUGAGUAAUAUAGUCAGUAUAGCAUCGCGUGUUCCUGUAUUUCUCCGGAACCCAAACGGAUCUUGCUCAACUUCGGCUUCUAGCACUUCUGCAAAUAACUCGCAUCAGUAUUUUGUAACCAUGACAUCAAGCUGAUGGCUUCCAAAUAUUCGCAUCUGUGAGCACCUGCGUACUGUGGAAAAGGUAUUAUUACUGACAUCUUGAUUUCUCAUCCCCCUUUCCCUUCUGCUUUGUAUCUGCACCGAACUGAAAAUAUCUGGCAAUUAGUAUAAAAGCGAAUGAAUCAUAAUCACAGUAUCACUCUAUAAAUAGAUACCGGAGACCACGGGACCCUUAUACAAAAAUGCUCUGAAAAUUUCCUUGAGAAACCUCUGAAAUUUUGUUUGUGGAUCGUCUUAAUCUGCGCGUGUCUUAAGCAUGUUCUUCUACACGGUCAACGAGAUUCUU